Molecule: messenger RNA, 735 nt
Organism: Trifolium pratense (red clover)
Lineage: Eukaryota; Viridiplantae; Streptophyta; Magnoliopsida; Fabales; Fabaceae
Exons: 1
Coding region: 1-735 (244 amino acids)
Molecular function (GO): nucleic acid binding; RNA-DNA hybrid ribonuclease activity
Source: RefSeq, a predicted model, not a curated record
AUGAAUCCCUCACCUACUUGUGUUCAAUGUGGACUUCCAUAUGAGACAUUCCUCCAUUGUGUUCGAGACUGUAUUUUCUCUCGAAAUCUUUGGUUCCACCUUGGAUUUAGCAACAUUGAUUUCUUCUCAAUUAGGGAUAAUCAUGAUUGGUUAAACCUUGAUUAUUUGGGUCCUCAAGCCUUUACCUUCCGGCGAGCGCGGAGGCAUCGAAAUUUGAUGAUUUUGAAGACUUGGCCCCUUUAUAGGCUAUCCUACAACAUUCAAAGCAUGGUCGAAGAUUUCAUGUCGUGCUUCACUCCUUCUGUUUCUGUUGUUGCACCGAUUGACAGGUUUGUCAAAUGUAAUAACAAUAACUAUCGUUGCAUCAUACUUAAUGUUGAUGGAAGUUGUCUUGGUUCUCCUGUUCGAGCCACUUUUGGGGGACUUAUCAGGAAUAGCUCAGGCUUUAUUCACGGGUCUUCAGACAUUAUGCUAGCUAAAUUAUAUGUAAUCUAUCAUGGCCUCAUUCUUGCCAAGGAUAUGGCAAUUGAAGAUCUUAUUUGCUACUCUGACUCCUUGCAUUGCAUCAACCUUAUCAAAGGUUCCAUUUCUAAGUUUCAUGUUCAUGCUGUUUUGAUUCAAGACAUAAAUAAGCUACUCUCUCACAACAAUGUUUCUCUUUACCACACUAGGGAAACCACUUAUUUUCUCUUGAUUUGUUACACUAUUUCUUCAAUCCACUUAUUUUAUAUUUGA